CUUCAGCCUCAUCUCUCUUCUAGCUUCUCGGACAUGUCGGCGGCAGAGUUGGCAUCAUUACGGCGACAGGAUAGGGAGCCAGAGCCAGCAGAGCCUCUGCUCGUCGCCGAGAUGGCAGACGUGCGCCACUUCGCUCGACUUCUCCGUGGCGUCGGCCUCAAGCACAACGCGGCCAUGACUGUUUCGCAAGCCGGCUUCGAAGUGACCGUCGAGGAGGUCAAGAGUCUCUGCGCAACCGCAUGGAUCCCGACCAACGUCUUCGACGCGUUCAGCUGGACCGGCGAGCCGGCGUGCUUCGAGAUCUCACUUGACGCGAUGCUGCAGUGUCUUAACAUCUUCGGGAACGCUGGCGCGGGAGGAGGAGCGUUGCCAAGUGUAGGGAAGAGGAAGAAGCGAUGGGCGGGCGAAGGCGACGACGAGGAGACGGAGUGGCGUACCUCCAGAGCACGGAGCACCGGCAUGCGCAUGACCUGGACCGGACCGGGGUAUCCACUGAGCAUUAUUUUACGCGACGAUGCCAAGGGUCCCGUCACAAAGUGCGAGCUGUUCACACUUGAGCCUGAGGAGUUGAUGAACCAGCCGUUCAACGACGAUGAGCGCGCCGUGUAUCUUAUCAUCAAGGCUGAAUGGUUUCGCGACGCCCUUCUUGACCUGCCCCCCUCCUGCAGCCGCGUGACGCUUCGUGUCCUCCCUCCAGAGCCGGGCGCGCCUGUAGCUGAUACCUCUCGCCUGCCGCGCGAUCGGUCAAUGCGCCGCAACGCUGUUGGUUCAUUCACGGUCUACGCGGAAGGUGACUUCGGCAAUAUUCAGUUCGACUACCCCAACGAUCGCGAGGUCAUGGACUCGUUUGAGUGCAGCGCCAAGUGCGAGUACAGUUAUCACGCGUCACACAUCGCGCUUCUGGGCCGAGCGCUGCAGCAUGCGCUUAAGGUGUGUGUGCAGAUUGAGGAGGGCGGGUUUCUAUGUGUCCAGGUGAUGCUGCCAUUGCCUGAGGGGCUGGCCGAGGGCAUGCACAAUGGUAUCCUCGAGUUUAAGAUGCAUGCUCUCGAGGACGAGGAGUACGACGACUGAGACGCUCAGCGACGACUGGAAACGCAUGUUGGAGAGGCAGGACGAGCUACGAUUAAUGCGGCUGGAAAUGUCCGAGAUCUGUCUGUAUGUAUGCAUUUACGCGUCGCGCCGCUGAGAAGUAUGGACGAGGUGCAUAUGGCUAC
Molecule: messenger RNA, 1214 nt
Organism: Cutaneotrichosporon oleaginosum
Lineage: Eukaryota; Fungi; Basidiomycota; Tremellomycetes; Trichosporonales; Trichosporonaceae
Biological process (GO): DNA repair; DNA damage checkpoint signaling
Cellular component (GO): checkpoint clamp complex
Source: RefSeq, a predicted model, not a curated record